AUGGCUCUUCCAAAGCUGGCAAUGCAGCAGGAGCCCUCUUUGUUUGGGGAAUUGGAUGAUCCGGAAUGGAUCACCCUCUACCCGGAGCAGGACGAAAGCAGGGAUCUCUUGCAGCGCGGCGGCAACAUUCCCGCCAAAUUUUCGAGCGGCGGCGGCGAGAUGGUGGUGGUGGCGCCGCCAUCGUGCUCCGCCGGAGCCGGCGGCGAGAGGAGGAUUCUCAAGAGGUUGGGUAAGAGAAAGAGCUCCUCCGUCGUCGUGUCGGACGAGAGCGAGGAUUUCAUCGUGAGGAAGCAUCACGAUUCCCUCCGGCAGCGGAAGAAGGUGUUCGUGGGCGAUCUGGAGAGGAAGCUGGGAUCCAUGACGACGGCGAUCGAGGAGCUAAACAGCGCCAUCAAUCUCAUCGGUGGGGGCGGCGACAAGAAGUUUAAGGUGGUGAGAAACUCUUAUCUCCUUCACCAGGGAGCGGCGCCACCGCCGCCACCUCCGCCGCCGCCACCACCUUCUUUCUUUGCCUCUUCCCCGCUUCCGGGAGGUGCUAGCGGCGCGAAGACGAUCCGUUCGAAGAGGAGCAAGCUCCCCAAGCGCGACCACAGCAAAGGAUUUGGAUUUAGAGAGGCGAGGAGGAUGAUCAAGAGGCCGGCCAGCGCUCUUCUCUUGGUUUUUCUCUGCCUGGUGAUGCUCUUCUUCCCGAUCAAAGUCGGGAUCCAAGGGCUGGGGAGCUCCCAGAGUUUUGGAGGAUCAUCACCCGCGACGCAGAGGUGGUCGAUGAUGAGUUCUCGCGAUCACGAGCGAUGGCCUUCUACUUAUGCUUCGAGAAUACACGGGAUGGAGAUUCCACGCUUUACCCGCGGUGGUGUGGAGGGAUCCAGCAUCCCGGGCCGGGGUACCAGCGUGGGCAGUGAGAAAAAAGACGAAGGCUCGAGCGCUUCUUCUCCGAGCAGCAAGGUUAAUGACUCUACGAACACAGCGAAAGUUGCUGCUACUGGUGAAGACGCUCCAUUCAUGCAGCAGUGGGACAACUCGGUCUUUACGGCUGGAAAGUGCACCCAAGUCUUCCAGUUUCGAUCCAGCUCCGAGGGGAAUGUAGCAGGGUCCCGCGUGAUCCGGAAGAAACAGCUCAACGAUCGUCCGGGACCCGGGAUCCAACUCACCAAGAACAAAGUCGCGCCUCCUCCUCCGAUGGUGGUCUCGGUUUUGCCAAAGAAAUCCAUGUCGGGGCCUACAGGUGGCGAAGUUUUCGUCGUGGUGGCCAUCGACGGGGGAAAGAUCAACGGCAACAGUGAUCGUAUAUCGGGGUCUAUGAUUUCUUCGUCUGGGGAUUGUGGUCACCAGCAAGGUUCUCGCAGGUCCCACGAAGUGGCUGGGUUUUUUGGUUUGGGUGGAAGUUUGGAUUCAAGGGGAAUCAGGAAAAGUGGCGAAGAAACACGGAAGCGUGGAUCUCAAAGGCGUGUGUAG
Messenger RNA from Selaginella moellendorffii, 1455 nucleotides. RefSeq lists its product as uncharacterized. NCBI's taxonomy places the organism in Eukaryota, Viridiplantae, Streptophyta, Lycopodiopsida, Selaginellales, Selaginellaceae. Bases 1 to 1455 code for a protein of 484 amino acids. The record is from RefSeq and is a predicted model, not a curated record. The transcript is spliced from 5 exons.